CUUGUAUUUAUUUAUUUUAAAUGUUGCUGAAAGGCCGAGUCAAUUAGUGUGGCGUCUUAUUGGACUUUAGAGCGAUAUGCAAUUUAUCGGAGUCAUGACGUGUCGUCAUCAUUUAAUCCAUUAAGAUAACAUCCACACAAACGCUAGCAAAUUGAUCGUCGAGAAUAUAAACGUUAAUUUAGUGGCAGACUUUGAGUGGAUACUGUCAGCACCAGGAUUGUUCGUGAUCGUUGAAGAAUUUCUACUGGAGUUAAUUAAAAUGUCGAUUACUAGUAUUGAAGAUGAUGCGCUAGCAUUACAGAGUUACAUCAAGUCAUAUCCAGACUUCCCUCUGCCUGGAAUAUUGUUUAGAGAUAUAUUCAAUGUCUUCCAAAGUACUGAUGGUUUACAAUUGUUGAAUAAUAUCUUGAAAAAAUAUGCGGUUGAAAUCGCUGGUAAAGUUGACUGUGUUGCAAUGUUGGAAGCUCGAGGAUUUUUGUUGGGCACUUUAAUGGCAUUGCACUUAAAUGUUCCCUGUGUUCCAGUUAGGAAGAAGGGAAAAUUACCUGGAAAAGUAGCUCAACUUGAGUAUAGUUUGGAAUAUGCUAAAGAUGUAUUGGAAGUUCAAUUAGAUGUCUUAAAAGAAGGAAAAAGAGUUCUGGUCAUUGAUGAUUUGUUAGCAACUGGAGGUACUCUUGAAGCUGCUGUUCAACUACUGAGGAAAACUGGGGCAGAAGUAGUUCAAGCAGUAGUUAUUAUGGAACUCUGUGAUUUAGAAGCACGGAAAAAAAUUGACAUUCCAAUUAAAUCAUUUAUUCAAUACUAAAUAUCUUAUACAAUAUAUAUAAUGUAUAUUAAGUAAAUAAAUCUUUUUUUAAUACAAUAAAUAUUUAAAAAAAAAUAAUAAUUUUAAAUUGGGUGGAAGGCUUUGAACAUAUAUAUUUUUUGAGGGGAGGUGGCUAAGCAUCUAUCUAUGUAUCUCUAGUCGCCUAUAUUUAUGAUUUUACAUGAUAUAUAUGUAUUAUUUAUUUUGUAAUUUUCUACUUUUGACCUACAAAGUAUCAAUUGGAUCCAAAUUGCAAUCAAAAGCUAUUCUCAAAUUUAAAGAUUUUUUCUGCUCAGACUAUAUUUACGUAAGUAUACAGUGUAGUAACUACACCGUAUACCUACGUAAAUAUAGUAGGAGCAGAAAAAAUCUUUUAAUUAGAGAAUAGUUUUUGAUUGCAAUUUGUACCCAGUUAAUAUUUUGUACCUUAGACAUAGACAUAUAUACUACACAAUAUUAUAGAAAUCUGUGACUUUAAGUCAUAUACUAGUACCUACAAUAAUAUGAUCUAAGCAGUAUGUUGAAUAAUAUUAUCAGCUUAGUAUUUAAACUUAGUAUUUAGCUUAGUAUUUAUUGUACAAACAAAAUUAUAAAAACCAGAGUCCUAAAAGUGUUUAUGAUAGUGAAUAAAUAAAGUACAAGUUUUCUUUUGAUACCUA
Messenger RNA from Metopolophium dirhodum (rose-grain aphid), 1464 nucleotides. Its product is annotated as adenine phosphoribosyltransferase-like. Lineage: Eukaryota; Metazoa; Arthropoda; Insecta; Hemiptera; Aphididae. The record is from RefSeq and is a predicted model, not a curated record. Gene Ontology annotation, cellular component: cytoplasm. The coding region runs from base 260 to 805 and encodes 181 amino acids. Gene Ontology annotation, biological process: AMP salvage; adenine salvage. Gene Ontology annotation, molecular function: AMP binding; adenine binding; adenine phosphoribosyltransferase activity. The transcript has 5 exons.